CCUUCUUUCAACUUCUGCACCACACUUACUUAUCAUGGAAAGUGCUUACAACAGUCCCCCGUCGACACCCGGCGCCAAAACUUUCAACGGUGCUACAAAAAGCCCGUCUGACUCGGACACGAUUUUGACAUUUCAACGCAUAGACAAAGCAACACCUACGUCAUCUUCUGGGGCGAAGGCUGAUGCCACGUCUUUUCCAGUGACGGGAAGUCCUGGGGGAACCAUCGGGUUCGCCGUCCUGUUGAAGAAAUGCGGCUUCAACGCCAACGCCAACGUUGGGAUGCACGGUGUCACCAUGGCUAAGAUCAAAGAGGGGAUGAUUGCAAUUGGUCUGGCCAAGGAGUUUGACAUAUGGAGUUCUCCGUCGGCUAUACUCCUCGACUAUGACCUUACUCUUUCGGAGUACGUGGAGCAGGUAUCGAAGCUUACGAAAACUCCCGAAUCGGAUGUGAGAAUUUACUACGGUCUGAAGAAGGAUCACAACGCGCAGACAGUACAGGACAUCUACAAGACUGGAGAAUUUAUCAUCAGGAUCGUCCAAAUCAAGAAUGAUAAGUCGCAGGCGAUUCAAGCUCUGAGAGUGAUGAAGUCGCCUCCAGAAGAUGCACGUGCAGACGGCCAUAUCAUUGAUAGCCAGGAACUAGGCUCUCAAACACUCUCGGACCUAAGAGACGGAAUCAGCGCAAUGUCACAACUAAAAGAUAAACAUCACUUUUGCCUGCCGGAUGAAACCCCUCUCCAUGAUAAAACCAGAUUCGACGACUACAUCAAAAUGCUUGAUGAGACAUGUCCGUAUGAAAGUAGCGUUCCAUCGAUCAACCUCAGGUUUAAAGACGCUUCAUCUUGUUUCGAUGAAGAUCAGCCAAAGACAGUUUUGACAGCUUUGGGUGACAAUAAAACAGUUCAAAAGGCCGAGACCUCCAGUAUCUCACCGUCGUCACUCGAUGAGUUGCAGUGGGAACUCGUCAUGAAGAACUGCCAAGUCAUGCACGGCUGGUAUAUUGAUCCGGUCAGCACUGAGAUCAAAAUGGCACCAAAACCAGCAUUCCGUCUCAAGUCAGGUUUGAAUCUUGACUACAGCCCAGAUAGCACAGUCUCCACUGCAGAGGUUGAGAUCGCCAUUCCCAACUACGGGGUCACGGACGGUUCAAAAAUUGAUGUCGUCACUACUGAGAGCGGGAUCAAGCACUCUCUUGUUCGUAAUAGCUUUGACAAGUCUUCUAUGGAUAACAAAAUCGCUCUUGGUUACUCAGGAAUCGGUAUCAACGUGGCUAGCGGGAAGUCCUUCGACUCCCAGGGUGAGCAGUCAUCAGGGAGCAACAGGUCCGUCAAGAGCAUGAUCGGUAUAUACAAGCUUCCUCGAGUUACUUUGUUCCUCAACGCGGAUGAGCUCGUUCCGACCAAAGCAUUCAUAGAUGGCAUUGAAAAGAUCAAGAAGCUAGGAGAGGAAGCGGACGAGACAGACGUUCGAAAGUUUUACGAAAAGUUUGGACAAUUUUUCUGCCACGAGGUCGUUCUCGGGGGAAUGUUGCUUUCGACAAAAGCUCUGGUUGGCAACGAAUCCCAGGAAGAAGAAAAGAGCCGGUGUUCCUUUAAGCACGCCAUCGGGAUGUCUGUCUCCUCUCCUGUGGAAGUCAUUAUUGGGGCGGAUUCAAAGAAAGAAAUCGCAUCAGGUGCCGAUCAGAGCAUUGUUCGCAGCUAUAAAGAUAGCGAUGACAGCGUGGUGUUCGAAGCUGUUGGUGGGAACACCAUCUUGGCUUCUAGUCCACAACAAUGGUGCGCAACAGUUGGAGAUUACAACAAUUGGAGAGUUAUCGGGAGACAAGAGAUGAAGUUGAUCCUCGACUCAUUCCAAGAUAGUGGAGAUCAUGAGCUCCAAGACGUCGUCGAAUUGUUCACUAAAGCAUCUCAACUUACUGUCUCGAAGUUCAUUGACAUUCCAAAGUCAGCAAAAAUCAUUGCGCAAUUCCGGUUCAAGACGAAGAGCACGAAUGCGGACAAAACACACUACCUUCGUCAUGACAUCAACAAUCUCAUUGAGUUUGGAACUCGAUCUGCGAGUGAGCAGAGGGUUAUGCCACAGAAAUAUCAGGGGCCGCGAGUCGAACCAUACGACCCUUCAUGGAAAGAUCAAGAUGGUCUUUGGACCAUAGCUCCAGUGGUGGGAGCUGGGAUAUGUUGCCAUGGGAGUCAAGGGCGAUCGCAAUUAGUCGAUGGCUCUAGGGUCACUAUCCGUUCCGGGCGCGAUUCGCAAACCGCCUGGUAUCUCUCCGUCCUCAGAACUUCGGCGGGAAUUUUCGUACCCUGUAUCACGACCUCGAAACACUUCGUAUGGAGAGUCCGAGAAGUUCUGCGGCCCAACACCAGGAGCACCAUUGCAAAAGAGCCUUCACCCGACAAACCGCUCAGACACGAUGCGGUUCUGUGCUUGACUUAUGACUUUGAGGACAACCCCCGAGGCUACCGAGACUUCAAAGACGACGAUCGCGGCUUCCGGAAUGUAGAGUACCCGGACAAAGACACCACCCAGUUGGUGCUCGUUGAAUCACGUAACAGAACGGAUAUAUGGCCGGAUCGCAGAGUUCUUCUUCUCGCCGACGGAGAGCCCUUUUUCACAGAGUCUACUGCCAAAGUCGCAGACUUGAAUGAUUCCGAGAUCUCUGUGAGAAUUGCAAAGUUCAACAUCGACGUCCGUGACCAAAUGGAUGACGACUAUGAUAUCUUGCAGAGGGAUGGCAAUGCCAUCAGGGCGAGACACGAGGAGCAGCAGAAGAAGUUGAAGACCAGAGAUGAGGGGUCCUCGGGGUAA
This is a messenger RNA of Colletotrichum scovillei, 2809 nucleotides long. RefSeq lists its product as uncharacterized. The transcript is spliced from 13 exons. NCBI's taxonomy places the organism in Eukaryota, Fungi, Ascomycota, Sordariomycetes, Glomerellales, Glomerellaceae. The record is from RefSeq and is a predicted model, not a curated record. The coding region runs from base 35 to 2809 and encodes 924 amino acids.